CGCACACACUCUCGUACAAUCCCACGGUUGACGGUCUGGUAUGUUUGGGGGGGCUCUACUGGUGCUCUCUUGCUCGCCUCGUCCGCCGAAAAAGUAAGAUGGCCGCGGCGAAAGUAGCGUACGUCGUCGUCGUUGCAGCCAACAGCAGCAGCCAGCCCAGGAGAGUGUGCUAGCCGCCCGUGCUGCUAGUGUGAUAAUAUAGUAUGCUCGGCCUCGUAACGACAAUCGCCGAUCAUCGCUUCGAGCACAACGAGACUCGGACAAAGGUCUGCGGGCUAUUGUAGAUGACUGAUCACUUCCAGAGCUGAGGAAGACACACAUGUAGGCGGCUCCAACGGCACCGGCCAGGCCGUUUUUGUUUUUUGGUUGCUUUUUGUUCGCCGUCGCUCUCGUGCCAGAGAGUAUGUGUGUGUGACACACUGACAGUGGAAGCAAGAUCAGUGAAAAAACUAGUGCGGCUUGUUUUUUUUUAUUUUUUUUAAUUUUUUUUAUUCAUUACUUUCCGUUUGUGGACCAUGGAGCCUGGUGGCUCCAGGUGAGGAGAGGCAGUACAUCACAGUGAAUUUUUUCUUUGGUGAUAUUGUGCUAAGAUACAGUGCUGGUUUGGACAUCGCUUAGUUCUACUGAUCAGGAGGAGAACGACAAAGAAGGACCACACCGACGAGCCGAUGUCCUCCAACCGGGGACUCGGGCUUGAGACUAGCAGCAGCAGCAGCAGCAGCAGCCAAAGCAGCAGCGGAAGGACUCGAGGCUCCGCCACAGGCGUCCGCCGCUCUGAAUGUCUUCGCACAUCCAGAAGUUGUGCGCGGUGAGGCUCUCGGUGUAUACACUCUCAGUACUACUUGGCGAACGAUGAUCAGGCAGAGGUGGCCGCACUAUGUGCGUCGGUGACGAUCUUCUCGUUGACGCUCGUUCCAAUGGCCGCCGCGUUCGAAUGAUCAUGCAGGAUUAUGACGGGCCGGCUAGUAUGAGAUUUGGCCUUCUCGUUGACGGGCGUUGCGCCGAGUUCACGAUCGUUGAGUUGUUAUCUGUCAGAGUGAUACUCGUCUCUCUCUGUGCAAUGAUGUUAUGUUUUACUGAUGAUAUCUCAUAGGAAAACACGACAUUUAUUUAUAAUCCGGCACAAUGGUAAAUAACAUCAUUGCAAAGGGGCUUGAAGCGACACUGAGCGACAGCAAGAAGAAGUACAUCGACAAGGUGAACGCACUGUUGGCCGCGUGGGAGCAGGUGACGAGUUACGUCGCUAACAGCCCGGACACGUCGGAGUACCUCAUAGAAUGGGCGAACGAGCACACGCUCGAGCUGGUAUUGCGCGGCGAGUGGCCGAAGCUCGCACCGGCUCACAAGACCCACCUGAACGUCACGCUGCAGCGCUGCGCCAGCCAGCUCGCCCAGAAGCAGCAGCUGGGUCCGAGCAAACGCUGUCUGGCUCUCUCCGAGUUCGUUCAGAAUCCCUGGUCCAAGCCGGGCCUCGAUCGCAUACUCAACGGCCAGUCUGCCGCGGCCGGCUCCGAGCAUGAGGAGGACGAGUUCUGCUGUCAGGAGAGCGGCCAGCUGCUCAACAUGAGGCUCAAGAUUCUCUGCGAGGAUCGCUGCGAGGACAUUGCGGUCAACCUCGCCGCGGCCUGCGUGCGCUCGCUCAGCCGUAGCGACAGGCUCAGCCAGCUCUCCGCGCCCAGCCACGUCCAGUACAUCAUGGACGUCUACAUUGUUUUGCUCUACAAGCUCAAGCGCACCCACGACAUUGUCGCUCAACUCAAGCUCAUGGAUCUCAAGGACGGACUCGAGAUGAUGCAGAGGCUGAGCGGCGAGAAGCCGACUAAGUACGGCACCGCCCGAGUCUGGCGAAAUUCGGGCAAGGCCGCCGGCCUGGUCGCCCAGUACCUCGUAACGACAGGCAUGGUCAGGCCUAUCGCCGAGGUGGGCCCGGCCACGCUCGAGCAGAUUCUCAACUCCUGGGCGCUGCUCCACGCCAAGUCCAAGGAUCAGGUGGCCACGCUGCCCGGCAUCAUACGCAAGCUCAUCGAGCCCGCCGAGAGCGCCCAUCAUAUCUAUAUUUUUUGCCAGAUCCUCGUGCGACACUUCGGCGAAGCGAUAAAGCCGCUGGUGAUCGAGCUCUACAUUCGCGCCCUCACCACGGACAUGAACGAGCUGGAGAACCAGAAAUCCAAGGCCAAUAAGGAGAAGGUCCAGGAGACCGCUCAGAGGCUGAGCCAGGAGUUCCUCAGGCUCGCCGACUACGUGAGCGACAGUAUCGGCACGGCGAGCGAGUGCGUCCUCACCGCGUUCUCGCUGCACCCGACCAGAGCCUGCUACGACCGCAUCAAGGAGCUCGCGAUUGCCUGCGGCAAGGUCAGCCGAGAGGAAUUAGACUUCGAAGGUGUGAAGAUUAAGACGGAGCCAAAGAUCGAGGGAGAAGAAAAACUUAAUGAGACUGAAUCGGUGACGGAGCUAAAUUGCACUGCCACCCAAGCGUUGACGGAGGAUGAUUCGACGAGGAUAGUGGAAUCAACGUCGACGAAAGUUGAAACGAGCGAGGUACAAAUCAAGAAGGAGCCCGAUCAAGAUAUAGACGUUUCAACGACGACAAUGUCGACACCGAGCGUCGAGAAUAGUCAGGACGAGCCGAUUUUGGUCAAGAGUGACCCUGCGACCGAUUUGGCCGACUGCGACGAAAAGGCCGUGGCCAGUCAGGUGCUGAACAGCGAGAAGCUGGGAUUGAGUCCUCAACUGUACGACGACCUCGCUGUGGUGCUAAGCAGUCAACGAUAUCACGUUCUCACCUGGUGUCUCGAGUGGAAGGAGCUCAGCGAGCUGUGCGAGAGGUAUCUAGAGAACGCGGAGGAGAUGCGCAACACGAACAAAGAGCUCAAGUACCUGAACAUCGAUUACUCACAGUUCAAGGAUCAGCCGUACGAGUAUGAUCCGCGGGACAACCAUUACGGUAUCGAGAAGGGCUACGAGAAGUGGAACGAUUCGGAUUACUCAGAAUCCGAGGCCGCGAACGGAACUCAACAAAGUCUCGGGGAUAGUUCGGAUACCGAUAGUGAGGCUCUCGUGGUGCAACCGGUGAAACGCGGCCGGCCGAGAAAGGUGCAGCGACUCGAUUCCUCUGAGAGCGAGUACGACCGCAAGCCUAGUCAAAGAUUCAAGAAAGGGCUCCUAACCAGCUCGGAGAGCGAUUCCAAUACCCAAGAUAGCCAAACAGAUAGCUUGGGAAGCGACGGCUGCAAGAAAAACAUGAGGAGAAUCACGAAAAAGAAGACGUGCAAUGGAGCUGCUAAGAAGGUGACGAAACGCCGGCCAAAGAAGACGAAAAUAACCGUAGACUCGGUUUCACACUUCGAUAUUCUCGUCAACGAGAACAUCCGGCCGAGCAGUGGUCUCGACGGUAUUGGCGACAACAGUAGCAACGAUAUUAUGACCAUUUUCUCCGCUGAUAUGGAUGAAAACAACCGCGAAACUAUCAAGGGUUCGGCGGCUUUCAAUGCAGCGAAUCUCAUAAUGGAGAAGCGUACUAAUCCCGAGGUUAUCAAGACCUUGCGAAUGUACAGGCCAAAUAACAAGAAGCUCAGCCAGAUCAACCAGAAAAAUGCAAUCUGCAAAAACAACGUCAGCAUAAAGAAGGAGAACAACAACGUGAGCGAGAACAACGCUAACGGGCUGACGACCAAGUUUGCACCUAUGCUCAGUACGCUGAAUCUCAAUCCGAAGAUAUCGUUGCGAAGAGUCGAUGAAAUCGAUAAAAGGAUCGUCAUUCACAGGAGGCAGCAACAGGCACAAGCUGUAAAUGCCGGUGCCUUGAGCAACAGGAUUCGUAAUAUUCAAAAGACCAUGUCGUUGAGCAAAGGUUCGCUCGCUGGAUUCUCCAAGCAGAAAGCUUUGGCCAAAGGCCCGACCCAGCCGCGAAGCAGAACCAAGUCGAAGCUGGAGGAAAUGUUGACCAAAAAAGUUCCGGGUAUGCACUCGAUGGAGUUCUCGGUACUGCCGCGCGUACAGUCGACGGUCCACGUAGUGCAAUUGUCGCGGAACGUUUCGCAGAGUCCCAACUCUACAGCGUCGGGCAACACACCUCCGCGAAAUCGUAGCAACAUCCAGUUACCGGGUACUCCCUCGUCCGGUGGCCACGAUAGUGGAGUGGGUAUGAGUCCAGCAGGCCAAACACCGCCUCCGCCAACGAGGUCUUCUUCCCUGCAGGAUGUCGGCGAAGAGGCUAACCAGUCGCCAGAUACCUCGCCUCUCAACUCAACUAAUACCUCCUCGACUAUGGAUUCGACAGACGGCACUAGGACCGUCGCCCUGGCAGUUUUAAAUCAGAGAGUUGGCUCAAACCAGUCACCCAAGAAGUCGACCUCGCCUUCGACCAACAACGCCUCAACGGUCAAUACGGAGCAACAGCUAUUGCUACGUAAGCCGGAUGGUACCUUACAAUUGGUAACUCCAGGCAUGGUCACUACUGGUCAGAGAAGCAUUCUUUCACUGCAGAACUUCGAGGAUGGAAAUAUCGGCUUUGCGAGGCAGGUGCCAGUGGCUUCAGUUGCCGGAACUGAGAUAAAAACUAUACCUGCUCAGGCAAACAGAAAUACCGGUCUGCCGAAAUUUCAGCAGGCUUUUGGCAAGACUAUUUGCACUCUGUCCACCGAGUCCACGACUGUGCCAUCGUCCUCAGCGUCCGAUACGCAUGAAGCACCUGCGGCUCCAGCUGGCGCAGCUACGAAUGUGCAGCGAGCUGUCGCCGUCAAAUCGACUCCCGCUGGCUCGAACAUUACCAAGAGCGUGCAAACGUCGGUGCAGAACGUAAACAUCGCAAACAUUCCGAAUUUACAGGUCGCGGGUACUCGGCAGAUCUUGAAUAUCGUGCAGAGCGCGGUAUCAAGCGCUAACUCUAAUGUAACCACAGCUGGAGGACAGACGCUGCAGCUGUGUAGUGUUCCAAACUCGACGCCUGGAGUCAUCUACGCACACAAAGUUCCGGGCGGCAAUCCUGUUAUAUCCUUACCUGCAGCCAUCUCGAACAAUCGCUCACCUGUUCAAUUGAAGCUCAAUAUUAUAAGAACGGCACCGUUUCGGUCGGCUUCCGGAGCUGUGCAAGUUUUGACUUCGAGGAUACAACCACAGCAGCAGCAACAACAGCCGCAACAACAGCAAGCCCAGCCACAGCAACCACAGACAGUCAGGCCAGCCGAUACUCUCAUGAACUCAACGAUGGAUAUGUCGACGAACCAGGUUAGCUCGUCGACACUAGAGCAACUGCGAGAGUUUGAGAGCGUACUCGAGCAGGUGAAGGAACGCAGUACGAGCCAAUCGUCGUCUACCGACACCACAACCGUACAAACGCAGACGCAGACGGUGCAGAGCAAUACUACUGCUAAACAGCCUCAGUCCCAGCAAAUUUCGGUGAGCACGCUCGGCCAGCAAUUGCUCAUGUCCUCCCAGUCGCCCAGUAGUGCCGUCGAGUUUCCCAGUAACGGCAACACUGUCACAUUCCAGCAGCAAGAGGUGUAUCCGCAAAAGGUAGCCCUGAUGUACACAAAUCAGAACAGCGGCACGGCGACGUCGAAGGUCGUGAACUCGACGCCGGUCGUGGUCGUCACGUCGUACUGUCAACCUGCCGCCUCUCCUGCAUUGAGCGUCACCUCUCAAAGCUCCUCAAGUCCUUGCGUAACACCGGCCCCUCAGCCUGUCUCGUCCACCGGAAAAACGCAGCCGCAAUCGGCCGCGAAAAGCGCGAAAAAAGCCGCCCCUAAGACCGUCAAAGUAACAGCGCAGGCUGCCGCGAAAGCAGCACCCAUCCCUAAACCGCAACAAAAGCCACAAGAAGAUCCAGAGACGACACAGAGGAUAUAUGCAAUUCUGGGCCAGUACGCGGAGCAGCUACGGAAUUCGCCUGAUCUGAACAACAAGCCGGCACCUCGGCGUCGCUCGAAUCCACCGACAAAUCCCAAUCAGUCAUCCAAACGCAAGAAGUCUGGCUCUGGUAAGUCAUCAAAGGGCCCAUCUGGCCAACAGACUUCCGAGCCAAGUCCGAGUGCUGAAGAUAUGGGCCGCACGAUGGGUAGCGAGGAUUCGAGCGGUGGAGGUGGUGGUGGUGGAAGUGGCACGGGUAGCAGCAGUGCUAUUCUCCAGGUGCAAGAUAGUCCGGCGGGAUUUUCCGCUUCCGAGGAGACCCUUGCUAGCGGUAGCAACAACAAUAGUCAAAGUGCUGUCAACGAUAACGCAACGCUUGGGAGUGUAACGGAGACACGGUCGGCCAACUCGACGAGCGACUCGAAUGACGGAGUGGAAGUUAACGUGAAAAGGCGAAACCUCAUUUUCGCAGAACCCAAUACAGGAGGUCAAACACGGACAGUAAUCGUUCAAGAGACAGUCCAGCCAUCGAGCGUGGGCGAAACGCUAGCUUCAGUGACGAGUAAAAUGACUACGGGCACAGCAGUAUUGGUAUCAGGUACGAAUUUCAUGCUCCCCAUGAACUUUGUUAAGAGCGGUCAACAAAUUACUGUCGUCUCGGGGGGCUCAAAGCUCCUCGCUGCCGUUCCAACGGUACGCACAGCCGGCGGCGGCUCGGGCGUUUCCAACGCCUUCGUUCUCCAAUCUCUUCUAAGCCAGGCAAACAAAGUCAUACAACAGCAGCACCAGCAGAAGCAGGUCAAACUGCAGACGCAGCAAGGUCAAAUCGUCGUUCCCCAGCAGACUGUGAGCAGCGGUGGCGCAGUCAGAUUUAAUAAUGAGGAUAGUGGCGAAAAUAAAACCGAUAGCAUCAAGCUGGAGACAAGCAAGGUUACGCCAACGACGACGAUAGGACUGUUUCAGCAUUCGGGCGUGAUUACGAGUAAUCCGAACAUAGGCCAGCGGAUCUUUAAUUCUUCCAGCGUUAAAUUGCCUGUAAAGGCAACUGAGGCUGGCGUACAAGCACAACAGCAGGUCGUUUGUAUCGCAGCGCCUACAUCGGUAAAAGAACCCGAGGCGCAGAAGGUGGCCACGACAUUAGCACUAGCAUUUGCGUCCACUAAUGACACUGGUAGCACCGCGCUGCAAAUUAAGAAAGAGACGAAAGAGACUGAGACGUUGACUUGUGUCGAUGGCGAGAAGAUGAUGUCCCCAAAAACGGUUAAGAGAAAAGAGGAGCAGAGUUUCAUUGGUGUAGCUGAUGUACUUACACAGUCCAAUACGAGAGCCGAACCCACGCAACCAUUGAACAGAAAGAUAAAGCAGUCGACGUCGCCAGUACCAGCACUUACUCCAACAACCACUAGCUCCUCGAGUCUGGACACAGCGACGCAGUUUUUGGUGAGUGGCGGCCCUAGCAGUUCGGAUAGUCGGGAAUCGGCCUCGUCAACCAUCCAAAGCUCGGUAAUGGAGAGUACCAGUAUGGAUGAUGUAAAAGUGGAGAAUGGAGUAUUGUGCGGUAAUGCCAGGCUUCAGGAGGCUUGGGAACCCGAACGUAAAGGGUCGCCUGACACCCCUUGGAGGUAUACGCCGACGACGAAUGCCCUGGGUAUAGAGCCUAUUAAGGUUUACUCCCGCGACGCCGAGAACUCGGAGACCGUCCACAACAGUGUAUUACAAAUCAUCAGCAAGGGUCAGGGCAUCGAGAUGUCGAGCAGCGGUAUCUUCCAAACAAAUAAAUACCAGUAUCACGCAAUGAACAAUUCAAUCGAUUCCUUCCAAAAGUUCCCCGCUAAAAUUCUGACCAAGAGCUCACCGGCUAACAACGCAAGAGCGACAGCUGAACAUGAACACCAACAAAGGCUUCUUGAUCGAAAGCAGCAAAUGAUCGAGCGUGAACUACGGUUGCAGAAAAGUCUGAGCGAGGAGUGCGAAGAUCUGGGAGUCGAUGAGCCAAGUACGAGUGACCUCUUUCCCGAGGCAGAUCUGCUCUUCGAUACUAAUCAUUCCCCAGCUUUCGAUCAUUCCUCGCAAGAGGCUAGUUGCAGCCAGACAUUAAGUGUGACAACAACUUCGAGCGGUAUCAAGUCUUAUAGCACCUCCAGUAACACGACUUCUUUCUUCAAAUCCUUGGACACCGUAUCGAGCGUUGGUAGAGUCGCUAGUCCGGUAGUUGUAGCGGCAAAUCCAACCCCUGAACCGAAGAAGAAGGCGCCGCUGCAGAGGCGAACGCCAAAGCCAAAGCCCGAGACACAGAUGAGAAAAAACAAGAGGAGCUCAGACGGCCUACAGACCGCAGCUAGCGGCAGCACGACUGGCGGUACCACUGCCAAACAGUUAAGAUUGGGCCUGGCUGAAACUUCAAGCCAAGACGAGGCUUCCAAUAGCAAUUCGGACAUUUCCAGGUUAUCCCCACUGCCUGCAGACGACUCAUUUAAUCAGAAGGCGGCUAGCAGAAACGGAUCAAAAGACAGAGAGGGUACCCCGAGUAGUAGUAGGUCAAGUCUGCAAUCUCACGCAAAACUUGAGAUGGACAUGGAUUCAUCUCAUGCAACGGCGAAUCUGGCCUCAGCAACGUCGGACGCUACACGUCGAGUCGUCAACGUCAAUAACGUCUCGUCCACGGCAAGUUCAGGAGAGGACGACGAGGGUUUGACACUACUCGAAGAUAGCGCGGCCAGCGUUACGAUACAGUCACCUCUUUCACCAAUAGCUGGACCUCUGCUGAUGACGCAAAGAUAUACGUACGCUAACAAUAAGAGACGGCCCGCCCCUGCUAAGCAGUCACAAACGAGCGAUUUUUUCAGCAAUACUAGGACAACACUGAGCUGGGAAAGCCCAAUGUCUGAGAGAACGAGAUCAAGUACGGACAACGAUGAAGAAGAGGAAGAAGACUUAGGUGACGAAUCGUCGAGCAUUAGCGAAGCCUUUGGAACCUCGCAGCUCGAGGCAAGCGAUGGUAGCGGUAUGGGCAAUGGCCUUCAGGAGCCGGUUAAAAACGUUCCAUCCGUCAAAGUAACACCUGUUGACCAUGCGACCUACGCAGCCAAGAGAAAAACUCCAGUCCCUCGCCGAACAACGAUCAAUCACAGUGACUCAAAUAUCGGAGUGGGCAAUGCGGUAUUGAACAAAUCCGGGGGCACCAAGAGUAGCGGUACCGCCGCGAAUAGUUCAGCUGCGAAAAAGGCGAAAAUAGCAGCCACUUCAGAAACCACGGCGAUAUCAAGCAUAACGACCACAACGAGCGAAAAUGAGUCAUCGAGUCCAGCUCCUUCGACCGACAAAAUCUACGAGGUGAGUCCGUCGGACGACGAGGCGAGCACGACAACGAUAAUGAGCAGCAGUACCCUGGACGCGAGCGUCGAACACUGUUCGACGGGCCGCAGAUCAAGUUUGCGAGGUCAGGUAAAGAAGGCUUGUGGCUGCUGUAAUGGCACGCCCGAACCGCCUAAGACCAAAAAGGUCGUCGUCGCCAAGCCGCAGCAGCUCGACCAAAAUAAUAGCAAAUUGAAGAGGGCAAAGCAGCAGCAACAAGCCAAGCAGCUCGCGAAGAAGAGGUAGUCCUAGCUCCCACGCAUUUGUACAUUCUUCAUUCGGGUUAAAAUGGAACGCAGACGCUGUUGCUGCUGCUUCCACUCUUUUUCUCGUCAAGUCGUCUCCUUCUCUUCCCCCUCCGCUCGUUCUUGUUGAACUUUGAGAAAGAGUUUUGUUCCGUUAUUCAGUCGAUAUUCAGAGAAGUGAUUUUCUCUAACAAUUUUUUUUUUAAUUUUAUACUGACAACAAUUGUUUUAGUUCGUUUCAAUGUUCAAGUAAAAGUAUUUAGCUUAUAACGGAAAUUGAAUUAUUUCAUGAUACACGAAUGAAAAUGAUGAUUUCGCGUCAUCUAAAGAAUCGUUUAAUCUAUGGUUUAGUUUCAAAAAUUUCCAAAACCUUUCUUUUUUUUAACAUAUCGUGCGGAGGAUAUCCAGUGUACAUAAUCGCGUUGCGAGGAUCAUUUUUAGAGGAACAAGAAGAGCUAGGCAAAACUGUAGGAGAAAAUUUUAGAUUAUACAUAAUAAAGAAAACACUUAGACUUACCUAUGUGUAUACAGUUAUAUAUUAUAUAUAAAUAUACCACAAGAUUCUUGGAUCACAGGAGUCGGUAGUGCGUCAUCCUUUUAAAUUGUAGGUGUUUACGAUUAUAUUAGAUCAUGAGAAAUAUAUGGUGAAAUUUUGCGAGGCGAUAGCGAUGACAUAUGUAACGCGGAUGUACACAUAUAUAGUCUCCAAAUGUUGUUUUUACCGACAGUUCGACUUUUUUCGCUACUUAAGCGAUUGCUAUUCUUGUAAUAGUUUAACAGGCAUCUCAGAAUCUAACACUUUGUUUUAUAUUAUAACUAUGUAACGUUAUAAUGUACUGGAAACGACACUUGAUGAUUAGUGCUUUUCGCCAGAUUAUGGGAUGACUGAAUCUUUGUUGUAAAAAUUGAAGUGUCAGUAAUUUGGAAACCGAAUAGAGCAGAGAAGACCUUUAAGACGCUUUGUGUUUCAGAGUGGAAUUAUUAAAACAAGGGCAAAAGAACAGAUUUCAUAAGGAUUAAACUUAGAAAAAAUGCAAUCUAGUCAAGGGUGAGUGCGAUCUGCUCGUGUGUACUCGUGCAUAUUAAAUGAGUAAGCAAAUAGUGACUAAUUCAAAGGUAGUUAGGUAGAUUUUUCCUUGCAGAGUUAAGUCAGAAUUUAUACGUGUAAUUCUUACCUAUACAGUAUCCACUGUAAUCAUCGUUCAAGACAAAAUAAAAUAAAGCCUAGGGGCCGAUAUAAAGCAUAUAGGCAAACUUACAGUUGCACGCAUCAACGAAAAAUGCCACGAGAAAAACGGGUCUUACGUAUAAAGUUUACCUCUUUAUUUUUUUAUUGCCAAUUUCAGUUUCUUAGUUUUACAUGCGUUUUACAUUUCGUUAUGAAGAUAAAUUUAGUAAAAAAGAGCUAGCCCGAUGAUUUUUUUACAAUAUUUUUGAUUAUAUUAUGAGAUUAAUUUAAUUUAUUAACUUUUCUGUCACCAAAGUCAAAAAUUGACUUUCUUUUGUAUUUUUUUAUCAUGUGUAAAUAGAAACUCGUUGUUCAAAAAAAAAAUAAUAAUAAUAAAAAAAAUACUGCUCUUUCUUUUUUCAGUGACUUUUGUAAUUGCAACCUGUACUUGUAUGUCUUGAAAGAUCGUGAUCAUUACUGUACAAAUAAAUCAAAUUUAAAGAG
Molecule: messenger RNA, 11118 nt
Organism: Nasonia vitripennis (jewel wasp)
Lineage: Eukaryota; Metazoa; Arthropoda; Insecta; Hymenoptera; Pteromalidae
Product: serine-rich adhesin for platelets
Exons: 17
Coding region: 1126-9447 (2773 amino acids)
Source: RefSeq, a predicted model, not a curated record